UUAGAUAAAUAUUUCUCUGUGUAUUUGUAGCUGCUAAGCCGCUAAACAUAUUAAGCGCUGCACUCUUCACAUGCACACACAUCGUACCUUAUUGUCUCUCUCCCUUCGUAGUUCCACUGUAUGCAACUGUCUGCAGAGAGCCGUUUGGCCUCGCUGCACUUGUGUUAGUUGGCGGCGCCUGCAGGUAUGACAGAGCUAACAGUUUACUUGGCGCUCUCGCGGGCGCGCACUCUCUCACUUUCCGCUGCUACUUCACUCAUGUCAUGCGGUUAGUGUCGUCUCUUUGUUUGCACGCAACGGCGUAUUCAAUGUACGAACGAGCACAGCACGAUGAUAGGCAGCUCUCUUGUGUGCGCUCUUUGGCUCUCAGUUGCUUGACGAGAUUGCUAUGUCGUAUAAACAACCCUGGCAAUCAUUUGCGUGUUGGUUUUUCAGUUAAUAUUCUCCAUUUGCGUCGGGUGGUUACUGUUGCUGCUGGUUCUGCUGCUGCUGCUGCUGCUGCUGCUGCUGCUCCUGUCUGUUGAUUCCGUCGGCAAUCUCGGCACUGACAGCAAUAACAAUAGAAUUGUCUUUCUUAUUUUGAUUACUGUUGCGAUGAACAACACACAUUCACAUCCAACUCCACAGAUUGUGUGGGAUGAAGAGCACACCGUGAAGUUGAUCAAGGCGUACAAGGCGCAGAAUGUUUUGUGGAAUCCGGAAAAUCGCGGCUUCUUGCAUCGCAAUGCGAGAUACGAUGCCUGGAAAGAGAUGGCGAAUGUUAUGCAGCUGACCAUACGCGAUGUUAAGAGAAAAAUGAAUUCGUUGAUUGCCGUUUACCGAUCACAGUAUCGCAAGGGUGUUCCCAAUCCUCGCUGGUGGGCCAGUCACAUGUCCUUUAUGCAGCCGAAGUUGACGAGAAAAUCAAACACUUGCGACCAGCCUGAGCAGCCUGAAAUUAGCGACAAUUCCAUCGGACACGAGCACGAAGACAGCGAACAGGAAUUUAUAUCAGCCGAAUCAACGCAGCAACGUCCUUAUCAAUCGGCAUUUCGCGAAUUUUGCGCUGAAUUCGAGCCACCUAACCGACUGCAUUCUAUCGGGGAAGAGGAGGAGCUGGUGGAGAAGGCCUGGCCAGACAGCAAUGCGAUUCAGCUGCAUGACGAUAGUUCCGUGCACCUGAAGACGGAGCUGGAAGAGAGCGAGACAGAGCUGCAGGCGCCAGCGCCGGCGCCGGCGCCGGUGUUAGCGAGUCCCGCUGACCCGCCAGAGGAUCUGGAGUACGACGAUGUGACGCUAUAUGUCAAGUAUCUGGAAUGCAAGCUGAAGAAGUAUCCCACUAGCACUCGCAAUGCCAUCCAAUUCGAAUUCAAUCGCAUCAUCUACGAAGCCGAUCUGGGACUGCACGACCGGACCAGUGCUCCGAGGUUUUCAUAAAGUCGCAGCUGACCUAGUUCUGGAUCCAGAUCGAACUUCGUUCAUCUAAUCUUAAGAUAUAUGCAAAGCAACUGUAAUAGUUUAUAAGCAUUUCAAUGUAUAUAUGCUGCGAGGGUAGUUCGACUAAUCGCUCUGAAUUCGCAGGCCCGAAACGCAUCAGACCACCCUCGUCAUUAAGGCUCUUUGUGAUUGUAUAGCUAAGUUAGUUACUUUCAUAUCUGAUUAUACGUCUAUUUAGCAACUCCAAUACUAUCUCUAAAAUAUAUUGCAUAAUAUGCAUUACGAUCGCUUCAAGUGGAGAGACGGCAGACGAAAUCAGUUCCACGUGGAAGCGUGAGAAUGUGCAUACAUACAUACAUACAUACAUACAUACAUACAUACAUACAUAUGUU
Drosophila hydei is the source of this 1808-nucleotide messenger RNA. RefSeq lists its product as uncharacterized. Lineage: Eukaryota; Metazoa; Arthropoda; Insecta; Diptera; Drosophilidae. Bases 595 to 1416 code for a protein of 273 amino acids. The transcript is spliced from 3 exons. The record is from RefSeq and is a predicted model, not a curated record.